This is a messenger RNA of Colletotrichum acutatum, 1193 nucleotides long. Its product is annotated as FKBP-type peptidyl-prolyl cis-trans isomerase. Lineage: Eukaryota; Fungi; Ascomycota; Sordariomycetes; Glomerellales; Glomerellaceae. Gene Ontology annotation, molecular function: peptidyl-prolyl cis-trans isomerase activity. The record is from RefSeq and is a predicted model, not a curated record. Gene Ontology annotation, cellular component: endoplasmic reticulum. The transcript is spliced from 5 exons. Gene Ontology annotation, biological process: protein peptidyl-prolyl isomerization. The coding region runs from base 396 to 962 and encodes 188 amino acids.
CUUCGUGGGGGUGGAUCGCCAUGAUAAGCAAGCUGGGGCUAUCGAUAAGACCGAGCUUGGGGAUAAGGUAAGGUAAGGUAAGGUAGGUACCUCAGGUACGUAUCGUUCGCCCCGGAAUAUCUUGAAAGGGGUCCACACUCGGGCCACAAGGACCUGAAGCUCCGGCCGUUAAGAUUGGCCAAUCGGGGGAUGGAGAAGUUAAGGCGGCGUGUCUUCAAUCCACUCCUGGCGAAUGUGUGGCAGUCUGGUGGCCCCUCCCUGCAGCUGUCUUCCUUGUUUGCCAGCCAGCAGCUGUGUUGUUCCCCUCCAGUCCGACCAAUUGACCGCCCACCUUCACGACUUUACCAUCACCCUCAUCACCGUAUUCUCGCCUCGCCCUUCUCAAAACAGACACAAUGCAGGGUCUCCUUCUUUCUCUCGGCCUUCUGGCCUCCAGCGCCGUCAGCUUCGUUGCUGCUGCUGACCUGAAGAUCGACGUCACGCAGGAGGUCGAGUGCGACCGCAAGACCAAGAAUGGCGACAAGCUCACCAUGCACUACCGCGGUACUCUGCAGGCCGAUGGCAAGCAAUUCGAUGCCAGCUACGACCGCGGAACCCCCUUCAGCUUCAAGAUUGGCAGUGGCCAGGUCAUCAAGGGAUGGGAGCAAGGACUUCUUGACAUGUGCAUUGGCGAGAAGAGAACCCUGACCAUCCCCCCGGAGCUUGGAUACGGACCCCGCGGCAUGGGCCCCAUUCCCGGCGGCUCGACUCUUGUCUUCGAGACUGAGCUCGUCGGCAUUGACGGUGUUCCCAAGCCCGAGAAGAUCAUUGUCAAGGCCUCCUCGGCUGCCAGCGAGGCUGUCGAGUCUGCGACUGAGGGCAUUGCCGAGAAGGUCGCUAGCAAGGUCGCUGAGGCGGCCGAUGUUGUCAAGACCAUUGUCGCCGACUCUGACGCCGAUGGCCAGGAGCACAACGAGCUCUAAAUUAGCCCUCCCCGACAUGGUUCUAUACAAGUAGACUUGCAUCUGGUAGAGAAAAGGCAAUAAGGUCCAAUUGGUGUCUAUGCGUGAAUCAUCAUUUGCUCUGCAAAAGCAUUCACUGGCGAAUUUGGAUUCGACGAGAUAUAUACGACGCGUCACGAAACUAUUAUGAUUUUAGGCGAGCAAUUGAAUGCCAAUCAGCAUCGUUUUAUCGAUUGAUAUCGCAAAACAUGC